Sycon ciliatum is the source of this 1984-nucleotide messenger RNA. RefSeq names its product cortactin-binding protein 2-like. The record is from RefSeq and is a predicted model, not a curated record. The transcript has a single exon. Gene Ontology annotation, molecular function: protein binding; enzyme inhibitor activity; phosphatase regulator activity. Gene Ontology annotation, cellular component: cytoplasm. Bases 262 to 1200 code for a protein of 312 amino acids. NCBI's taxonomy places the organism in Eukaryota, Metazoa, Porifera, Calcarea, Leucosolenida, Sycettidae.
AUUACGCCACUUCUUCAAGCGUCAGCACGGCGAAGCAAUCACUUAGAUGAGACACCUCAGUGCUUCUUGUAAGGGAACUCUUAGUUCUUUCUCAGCUCCGUGACAUUGCCUCACUCAGUCCUCUCUUCCCGGAUUUAGUGCUUGGAUUCAGAGAGGCUCAGCCAGUGCUUAGUGACCGCCUUCUGACUGUGGACAGGAGACUAUUUUGUGCGUGAUUCGUGACAGAAGACUCAGUAUCGAUCCGAGUGUGCAGACUGCAAAAUGCCCACCCUUUCCCCAGCCAAUAUCAACACUAGCAGUGUUUAUCAGGGUCCCGUCCCUAUCAAGCAACAUCGACCGGCAGCUGGCAUGCAGUCAACCAUGUCUCUGAAUUACACCGGUGGGGAUGGUGGCCGAUUGUCCACCAGACACCGAGACAGCAUCGCGUGUAUGUCUCUACCGCAGAUUUCAGAAGACUCCUCGUCGUUCAGUUCAUCUCCUGGCUCCAUCAGCACCCUCAACAGCACAUGUAGCAGUAACUUGCUGCGCUGCGAAUCACCAGCAUCCAUCAGUUCCCUGUCUUCGCUAUCCAGUGGUGCAUACUCCAGUAGUUUGUCUAGCAUGGAUGACUUGGAUGAACCACCGGCACCAGGAGUACGGAGAGCUGGAAGAUACCAUACUGGUAGUCCCAUCCAUACGACUAGUGGUAGCAGCCAUACUGCUGGUACCAGUCGGAGAAAGCGAAGGGUGUGCUUCCAUCCCAAUGUACUACUUUGGACAUCUGUGCAGCAAGGUGACUUUGCAGAGCUCCGACAAAUCCUGUCAAAAUCGCCCACGAGCACACUGGACGGCCGUGUGCAUGACAGGCUAGCGGUUAAUGUGGCCAAUCACCAGGGCAUCACACCGCUGCAUCUGUGCUGCUUCGCUGGAGCAGAUGAGUGCGCUCGACUUCUGCUUUUACAUGGUGCUCGUGCUGAUUGCAGUGACGAUGACGGUUGGACACCGCUGCAUGCUGCAGCUGUUGGUGGACAUAAUCACAUUGUGUCCUAUGUUGUACGUGCUGGUGGAGAUAUCCACAGACCCGAUGCUUUUGGCCGCACACCAAUAGACGUGGCCACGAAUCCGACCACCAAGAGCCUUCUCCAGCGGUUGUCUGCACAGCAGGCCGCGCGACCGGUGUUCCUGCAAACAACAUCGAGUAUGAUUUGCACAGAGGUGUGACCGCGACAGCAGACAUUAUCCAGCAGACUCAAGGCCAUGCCUCUCCCGACUCCACCUCACCUGGUCAGACGGUGCGCGAAUGCUAUCGAAGACUUCUGCUAUGUAGACAUAUCUCAGAACGGAUAUAGCUACAGGUGACGCGUUCAAGCCGUAACACGAUCUACCAGCUGCAACACGAUCUACCAGCUGCAAGCCAGAAUACGCGAAGAAUCAGUUACAUCUGUGCCAGGCUUCCCAACACCAGAUGUGCUUCUCCAUGACAACACUCCUGAUCUUACUGUACAGAACUUGAAUCGUUGAAACUUUCCACCUCGCGUAUCCUGAUCAAUUCUUGAGAAAUGAACGAUAAACAAACUCUAAUCACAACAACAUCAUCCAAUCUCUGCUCUAUUUAUACCUCCACACAAUACUGCUGACUAAGGAAUACACUGAUAAUGCAUGCUCCGCAUAGCGCUACUAAUUGAUACGACUUGCACUUAGCUAAGGUUACACAUUUCUAAUGGAUCCGAUCGACAAAUUCUAAUUCUUCAAAUUUACCAGAUUUUUCUUCCUAUACCCAUGAGCUGGAUCUCAUGAUGCCUUGGAAAUUUAGGAUAUAUUUUAAAGUUGACUUUCAUCGUCAGUUGUAACUGUUGCUCUCUAUCUCUAUAGCGUGCUAUUAUCCUUCAUCUUAUUGUUCAAAAGCAAAGCAAUUCUUCUCUAUAUUCAGUUCUCAGCUUUUGAUAAAGUAUAAUUGUAGAACUUCCUCAGUGUACAAUGCUGCACGGAAGCAAAGUUUAAAGAA